CGAAGGAACGGCGUUGCCGUGGCGACGGGGGUCAGGGCGACGGUGCUCUCCAACGGGACGCUGCUCAUUAAAAACUUCUCGAAGAGGCGAGAGAGCAACGAGACGGACGCGGGCGAGUACGACUGUGCCGCUCAGAACCACUACGGGAUGCUGAUCAGCCGCAAGGCCCGAGUCCAGAUCGCCUCGCUCCCUAAGUUCCUGUCUCACCCUGAGUCUGUGGCGGUGGAUGUAGGGGGCGUGGCCAGACUCACCUGUCAGGUAAACGGAAUCCCAGAAGCCAACAUCACCUGGCAGAGGAACCGCGGUCCGCUGAGCACCGAAGACCCCCGGUACACUCUGCUUCCUAACGGCAUCCUGCAGAUCACCGGCGUUCAGCGGGCCGACAGCGGCUUGUAUCGCUGCGUCGCCGCCAACAUCGCAAACACCCGCUACAGCCACGAGGCCCAGCUGUCCGUCACCGUUGCAGGAUCCAGGAUCUACAAGGAGCCCGUCAUCCUGUCCGGUCCUCAGAACCUCACCAUCAAUGUGCACCAGACCGCCAUCUUGGAGUGCAUCGCCACAGGAAACCCCCGCCCCAUCGUGUCCUGGAGUCGCCUUGACGGGCGGUCCAUCGGUGUGGAGGGGAUCCAGGUUUUGGGAACGGGGAAUCUGAUGAUCUCUGACGUGACGCUGCAACAUUCAGGAGUUUACGUUUGUUCUGCGAACCGACCGGGAAGCAGAUCCAGACGCACGGCGCUCGGACGGCUCGUCGUACAAGCUCCUCCAGAGUUCGUGCAGUGGCCGCAGUCCCUGUCGCGGCCACCAGGUGGCAGCGCUGUGUUCAGCUGCACCGCGUCCGGAGCUCCGGAGCCGCAUCUCAUCUGGCUGAAGAACGGGAAGCUGCUGGUUGCUAGUGGCAACGUCAAACUGAGCAACGGAAACACGACGCUCUCCAUCACCCGCAUCACCCCCGAGGACGAGGCGAUCUAUCAGUGCAUCGCAGAGAACAGCGCCGGCACCAACCAGGCCAGCGCUCGCCUGGCCAUCAGUCAGGGGCCCGAACUACCCGAAGCCCCCACAGGCCUCCGAGCUGCGGCCCUCGGACCCAACGGACUCCAGCUGACCUGGGAACAGCCGCCGGAGACCGUCAGCCAGAGCAUCAUCGGAUACGUCCUGCACAUCCGAAGACUGGGAGAGCCGGACAGUGCAGAGCUGCAGGAAGCCGUCAGUAAAACUACCUUCAAACACGAGUUCGCCAACCUGGAAGCAGCGACCACCUACUGCAUCUACCUGAAGGCUUAUUCUGCUCUGGGAGGAAGUCAGCAGUCCAACACCAUCACCUCCACAACGCUGGGGGGGGUUCCCAGUUCUCCCAGUUUCUUCACAAAAGUGUUGAACCAGACGGCCAUGCAGGUGUACUGGGAGCUGCCCAGUAAGCCGGGAAAGGUGGAGGGCUUCAGACUGGAGUACCGCGGGGUUUCCAACCCAGAUGUCCAGGGGCAGGAGACUUUCCCAGGACACAUCAACACCCACACCAUCUCAGACCUGGAGCCGGCAGCAGUUUAUCAGAUCCAGUUGGUGGCGUUUAACGGGAACGGUGACGGUCCAUCCAACCGCCGCCUGGUGUCUCUGUCAGAGGGAAACACUGCAGCAGCUGGUCCGAACUGUAACUGUGAGCAGAACGACGGCUCCAUGUCCACGAUGCUGGUCGGCAUCCACAGCGGCCUCGCCUGCAUCCUCUGCUGCCUGCUCUUCAUCCUGCUGGGAUUCAGACGAAAUUUGUUGUGCAGGAAGACGAUGGGCUGGGAGACUCCUGCCACUCUGGACGGUGUCAGAGGCCCCAAAAUCCACACACCUGAGAGCAUCGAGCUGAGCCAGAGAUGUGACUCCACCUCUCCUCCAGUGAUGAUCAUGGUUGAAGCGACUCCACCCGUACAGGCUGGCACAGGCACCGGAUAA
Molecule: messenger RNA, 1938 nt
Organism: Scomber scombrus (Atlantic mackerel)
Lineage: Eukaryota; Metazoa; Chordata; Actinopteri; Scombriformes; Scombridae
Product: immunoglobulin superfamily DCC subclass member 3-like
Biological process (GO): axon guidance; cell-cell adhesion
Cellular component (GO): plasma membrane; axon
Molecular function (GO): protein binding
Source: RefSeq, a predicted model, not a curated record